AGUCUGUGGUGGAUACAGAAUGGGGCUACGAUCAAUAAAGAUAUUAUGCUAUGCUGAUGACGUAAUCUUGAUGGCGGAUAACGAGGACGACUUACAGAGACUGCUAUAUAGGUUCCAAACAACAGCCGAAAAGCUUAAUAUGCAGAUAUCCUUGGAAAAAACUGAAUCAAUGGUCAUAGCAAAAGAGCCUACAAGAUGUAAAUUAGCUGUGAACGACAAACCUAUUCACCAAUGUAUGCAAUGCACAUACUUAGGAGUCGAGAUCACAAGUUCCAAAAACUUACAACAAGAAGUACGAACACAAGUAAAUAAAGCCUCAAGAACCUCUGGCUACCUCAGGGACCUCAUAUGA
Messenger RNA from Coccinella septempunctata (seven-spotted ladybird), 352 nucleotides. RefSeq lists its product as uncharacterized. NCBI's taxonomy places the organism in Eukaryota, Metazoa, Arthropoda, Insecta, Coleoptera, Coccinellidae. The coding region runs from base 20 to 352 and encodes 110 amino acids. The record is from RefSeq and is a predicted model, not a curated record. The transcript is spliced from 2 exons.